AUGUGGUGGUUUUGGUUGGUGGCUUUGGUGCUAGCAGCCCUCGGACUGUGGCAGGUGUGGAUCGUACAGCGCCAUCGGUUUGCAUCCCACCUGCCGGUGGUGCAGCCGUACUAUCCCAUUAUAGGGAAUGCGCAGCUUUUCAUCGGAAAGUCAAGCGUUGAUCUGUUCAAUCAGAUACUGCAACAGUUCCGGCAGUAUGAUGGUUGGUUUAAGGCAUGGCUCGGUCCAAAGCUGGUGCUGGCUACCUCGCAUCCGGACAUCAUGAAUGCAGUACUUAGCCAUCCCGAUUGUCUGAAGAAACCGUUUUUCUACGACUUUGUGAAGCUGGAGCACGCAAUCUUUGCGGGACACUUGUGUUUCUUUUCUGUUUCUUUCUCAGAUCAUUUGUGGAAAACGCAACGGAAAGCGCUCAAUCCGACCUUCAACACGCGCAUACUGAACAGUUUUAUUCCGGUGUUUGUGCAGUGCUCCAGGCAGAUGGUGCAGCACAUGGAGCAAAGUGUGGGUGACGUCGGCCGGUCGAUAUCCAUCUUCCCUUUCAUAAGCAAAUGUACGCUGGAAAUGGUGUGCGGGACGACGAUUGGCUGCGAUGUGAUGGAGCAGCCAGGCAAGGAAACGUUCAUUGAGAAUCUCGACCGAUGGUUCGAGCUGGUCGCGAAACGUAUGGUCAGUAUCCAUCAUUACAUCGAGCUGCUGUACCGGUUUUCGCGCGACUUCACGGAGGAGUCUGAACAUCGCUCAUCCUGCUUUCGUUUCUUUGAAACGGUAAUUGAAAAGGCAAAGGCUCGCAUAAACUCUACCGCCAUUGAAGAUGAGUGUGAGGACUACAAAAAGCCACUCAUAUUUGCCGACCAGCUGUUGGCGGCGCAGCACAACGGAAAUCCCUUUACCGACAUCGAAGUUACGCACAAUAUUUACGCGAUGAUAGCGGCGGGCAAUGACACUACUGCACUUCAGGUGACACACACCUGUCUGUUCCUUGCCAUGCACCCAGCGAUACAGGAGCGCGUGUACCGCGAGGUGAUGGACGUGUUUCCCAAUCCCGAUCAGGACAUUGAGGUGGAGGAUCUCAAGAAGCUGACCUACAUGGAGCGCGUAAUCAAGGAGAGCCUUCGGCUAGCCCCGUCCGGACCGAACAUUGCACGCCAAACGAUGAAAGACAUUGAGAUAGCUGGUGUACACAUACCGCGUGACAGUUUGAUAGUGAUGAGCAUAUUUUCAAUGCACCGCCGUAAGGAUGUUUGGGGCCCGGACGCGGACGUUUUUGACCCAGACCGGUUUCUGCCGGAACGAAGCGUAGGCAGAAGCGCGAACGUGUUCAUACCGUUCAGUGCCGGUGCGCGCAACUGUAUCGGCGGGCGGUACGCCAUGCUCAGCAUGAAGGUGACGCUGUCCAGCAUACUGCGCCGGUUGCGGCUUCGCUCGGAUCUGCAAAUGAAUGAUCUGCAGUUUCGGUUCGGCCUGACGCUGAAGCUCGAGUCUGAAUAUUUAGUAGAGGUAGAGAAGAGGAUGUAG
Anopheles coluzzii is the source of this 1515-nucleotide messenger RNA. Its product is annotated as cytochrome P450 4C1-like. The record is from RefSeq and is a predicted model, not a curated record. The transcript has 5 exons. Lineage: Eukaryota; Metazoa; Arthropoda; Insecta; Diptera; Culicidae. Bases 1 to 1515 code for a protein of 504 amino acids. Gene Ontology annotation, molecular function: iron ion binding; monooxygenase activity; oxidoreductase activity, acting on paired donors, with incorporation or reduction of molecular oxygen.